Molecule: messenger RNA, 1938 nt
Organism: Pseudomyrmex gracilis
Lineage: Eukaryota; Metazoa; Arthropoda; Insecta; Hymenoptera; Formicidae
Product: WW domain-binding protein 4
Exons: 7
Coding region: 351-1568 (405 amino acids)
Biological process (GO): mRNA splicing, via spliceosome
Cellular component (GO): nucleus; precatalytic spliceosome
Molecular function (GO): zinc ion binding; RNA binding; protein binding
Source: RefSeq, a predicted model, not a curated record
ACAAGUGUGCGAGCGGAAUUGCUGUUUUCGUGUAAUUCUUGUUGUUGUAAACGUAAGUUUGUUGCAAAUAUAUUUGCAAUACCAUUGUUGUUCCGAUUAAAACGAUCGCGCGCGAAAAGUCCCACGUGUCGCUGUGUUUUUCAUAUUUCGCGUCAGUGAUCGCAGAACGCGAUAACAGUCCGUGAAUGAGAUUUCUUAUAUUGAGGUUAUGUGUGCGUUAAACAUUGCAAAUAUUCUAUAAUACAAUUCAUCGCGUCUCUGGCGAUGAAUGCCAAUGACAAAUAAUGCGAGGUUAAAUUGAUUUUUUUCUACAUCGUUGGCACGAGCGGCGUAUCUUCGAGGACACAAACAUGGCGGAUUAUUGGAAGUCCCAGGGGCGCAAGUUCUGCGACUUCUGCAAGUGCUGGAUCGCCGAUAAUAAACCGAGUAUUGACUUCCACGAGGGCGGCAAGAAACACAAGGAAAAUGUCAGCAAGCGGCUCAAGGAGAUUCACAAGAAUAGCGCGAAACAGGCGAAACAAAACAGAAAGUUCGAGGAUGACAUUAAGAAAAUGGAAAAUGCGGCCAUGGCUGCUUACUUGAAAGAUGUUGAGAAUAACACGCGAGACAUGACUGCUCAAACAAUUAUCAAAGAUAAAAUGAACAGACCGGAGACGAAAGAAACGUUUCAAAAUUUUAAUCGCAUGCCGUCAGCCGCUGUAGAGACGAUUCCAAGAUUCAAGCCUAACAAUGAACAGAAACUUUUUCAGUUUUCACCGAAAGUGGAUCCUUGCGAUCCUGCGAGGAGCGCGUCGUCGUUUCCGCGGGUCCAACCAAGCGGCGAGAACAGAGCUCCGGGGAAGAGUAAGACGAAUAAAACGAAGGGAAAAGGGAAGAAGACCCAGGAGGACGAUCGUACAACCGCAACCGUCAGAAAACUCUGGUACGAGGCUCUCAGUCCCGAAGGAUACACUUACUACUGGCACGUUGAGACAAACGAAUCGGUAUGGGAACCUCCAGAAGAGGGUUACAUGACAUUUGCGGAACAAGAAGAGGAAGCGAAGGAAGAGGCGCUCCAGAGAGAGCUUAUAAAACAAAUGGAUCAGGAGGAGGCGGUCGAAAAAGCAGACAUUCUUGAGGAACAACGAGCUAACGUUGAGAGAGAAAAGAUGAGAGAGUUCAGGAAACGACGUGCUGAAAACGACGGCGAUGCUAACAGUGAGAACGUGGGAGUAAAGAGAGAAGCGUCCGAGGAGGAGGAGGAGGAGGAGGAGGAGAAGGAGAAGGAGAAGGAAAGACCGUAUUUGAGAGACUACAGUGUUCCCGAGAGACCGCAACCUUACGGGGCCUGGCAAGUUGUAAAGCCAAUCGAAACAAAACCGGUGGAUCUACAGUUGCCAAAGCAGAAGCAGCAGAUACAGCUACCAACGUUCGCUAAAGCAGAACCACCGCCCUCGCAGAAAACUUUUAAAGAGAAGACUGUUACGCAGAUCAGCGCCGGCGAUAGUGACGAUGAAGGAGUAUCGACUAUCUUCAAAAAGAGAAAAAUCGGGAACAAGAACGUGCGUAAGAGGACGACCGAUGAUUAAUAACAUCCGUUUUGUAAAUAAUGGCGAUAGGAAUCUUAUCUUUUUGUGCCUCUGAGAAAGGUAAAUUUUCAAGAUAAGUAUAUUUUAAGAAUACUUAAGUCAUUCAAACAAAUAUAGUGUAAUAUUUGUGAUAUCUUUAAGAAAGUUCGUAACGAAUGGAUUUCUUUUUGUUUAUAUACGCAAAUAAAAGACAUACACGAAAAUGUAAUAUAUUAUAAAUAUGUAUAUAAAAUAAGUAUACAAGUAUAUAAUAGACAAACGAAAGAAUUUCUCUAUCUAAUUUCUUUCUAAUCUUAUCUAAUUUGUUUUUCUGUGUGUGUGUGUGUAUGUGUGCGCAUAUGUUGUUUAUUACAUGUACAUUUAUAUAACG